Malurus melanocephalus (red-backed fairy wren) is the source of this 1968-nucleotide messenger RNA. It is a transcript of the gene SLC35D1, whose product is annotated as solute carrier family 35 member D1. Lineage: Eukaryota; Metazoa; Chordata; Aves; Passeriformes; Maluridae. Gene Ontology annotation, molecular function: GDP-fucose transmembrane transporter activity; antiporter activity. Gene Ontology annotation, cellular component: Golgi apparatus. The transcript is spliced from 6 exons. The annotation marks the transcript as partial. The record is from RefSeq and is a predicted model, not a curated record.
CCGUGUCCUGCUGCCUCUCUUUUCCAGGAAGAAGUUUUCCUGGAGCAUUCAGAUGACAGUAUUUGCCAUGAUUUUUGGUGCAUUUGUGGCUGCCAGUGCUGACUUGGCAUUUGAUCUGGAAGGAUACAUUUUUAUCCUCAUUAAUGAUGCCUUAACAGCUGCAAACGGUGCCUACAUGAAACAGAAGCUGGAUUCGAAGGUGGGAUGGCCUCGGGGUCCUUUUGGGAUGUUGGGAUAUUGGGCUGGGUUGGUCACCAGUUUAUUCUGGUUGAUUCGUGUCUGGCUGGGAAUUCUGUGCCUCUCAAGGCUCUGGUUUUGUUCCCUGCAGGCAAUGGAGUACCAGGGCUGGGCUGACACCUUCUUCGUGGUGCAGUUUGCGCUGUCGUGUGUGAUGGGGUUUAUUUUGAUGUAUUCCACGGUUCUUUGCACUCAGUAUAACUCUGCUCUUACAACUACAAUAGUUGGCUGCAUUAAGAAUAUUUUAAUAACCUAUAUUGGGAUGUUUUUUGGAGGAGAUUAUAUUUUUACAUGGAUGAACUUCAUUGGUCUAAAUAUCAGUAUUGCGGGAAGUCUGGUGUAUUCCUACAUCACCUUCACCGAGGAGCAGCUGAACAAGGAGUCAGAUGGAGGUGGWAAAAUGGACAUUAAAGGGAAGAGCUCGGUGUGAGCAGGAGAAGUUGUUUUUUUUUGGAAAGCCACCUCUUAGUGCUCGCUUGAUCGCGGGCAGGAUGCGGCAGGAAUCCGAGACAGCCCCGCUCUUAAUUGGCACAAAUUGCUGCCUUCACGAAUCCUUGGGAAAAGAGCUGCCUGCACGGGGAGGAAUGAGCCUAAUUAAGCGUGAUUGGGAGGAAUUAACGAGUUUCUAAUCAAGCAGAGGAGAUGGGCACGGGGCGAGGGGUGAAGAUGUUGCGUUGGGGGUGUCCCUGGAUGGAUCUGCUGCGUGGGAGCUGUGGAUGUGUCCAGCUCAGCCAAGCCCAGCCCAGCYAAGCCCAGCYCARCCAAGCCCAGCCUAGGGGGAUGCUGGAGCUGCCUCCAGGCCCAACCUGAUCCCUCUGGAAGGAAGGAAAUGCUGCAGGAUCUAGCAGAGUCCGGUGCCAAGGAUACGAGCAGCAGCAUUCCCUGGAAAAUGCAGGAUGGGCCAAAACCUCUUGGAUGAAUGUCCAGCGCUCUCUGAACUCCAAUUUUAUUUUUUUCCUGGCUAAUUUCUGUUUUUUUUGUUCCAUUAACCCACUUUUCAAGCUGGGUUUGCCCUCCUGGCUGUAUCACAGCCUUGCCUUCAGCUCUGUCUUUCCGAGGCUUGGGGACAUUUCCAGCAGGAAGGAUUUUCCUGUCACUGCCUGAGGUCAGCAAAUGCUGGAUUUGGGAAAGCUGCUGGCAUUUUUGGGAAAACUGCUGGCAUUUUUUUGAAAAACCCACCAGGGAGAAGCUGCUGGRAUCCCAGGAGAGCCAGCACAGCAAUGCAGGGAAUGGAUGCAGCUCCCACCCCUGGACAGGGCACAAAGGACUCAAAUCAUCUCGUUUUGGCAAGUAGAAGGGGCCCCAUAAUUCUUAUUUUCCAUGGAAUGAGUCUCCCUGGGUUUAUGACCCACUAAAAGAAUGGGAAUUUGAAUAGACUGGGCAGAAUUUGCUGAUUUUUUAAAGGUUGUUGUACCCUGCACUUCUUUUCAGGUCUCUUUGAGCUGUCUUUGUGCUCACUUGAUCCCUUUUUUUGCUUCGAAAAAAAUUCUUUUUAAAGUUUGGUUAAAACUUUUGGUAAAAUGAUAUAUUUAGAGAUUUUUGUACCCAAACAGCUUCUCUAAACAUUGACUUUCAUUUUUUUUUGGGAAAUACUUGCUCAAACUGGAACAAACUGCAUUUAUUGGAGUUUAUUGGAAGUUUUUGGAUGGAAAAGAGAUUUUUCUGUGAGGGUGCUGCCCCAGCCUGGUAUGGAGCUCCUGCAGCAACUCCAGAGCCACAGUUUUCMCWKUU